Molecule: messenger RNA, 384 nt
Organism: Spirometra erinaceieuropaei
Lineage: Eukaryota; Metazoa; Platyhelminthes; Cestoda; Diphyllobothriidea; Diphyllobothriidae
Source: the annotation of a GenBank genome assembly
AUGGGAGGCAUUGUUGAUAGACCACAGUGUGCAACUAUUCACGAUGCCUUAACAGGAUCCGCGGACGAACUUCACAGGGACAUAAAUACCAAUAUGGCAGCCACUUCCUCUUCUCCAGUCCACUUCGACGAGGCCAAUGGGCCAGCCAACGACGUCCAAAUCGCAGAAAACAGAGGAAUGCUUAACAAGGGCCACUGCAUCAUAAAUCAGGGCCUCCCAGAGUCCUCCGCCAGUACCCUCAGGGAACGAAUCGCUGCCGACUUAGAGCAAUUCCAGAAACUCCUAAAUGAAAUGCUGCAACCAACAAAAGAUGUCACAGUCCUAAAGUCGUUUCGUUUGGUAGCUGUACAAAUGCCGCUCCGAAGACGCGACCACGACCCCUAA